AUGAAGACACAAGAAAAUGCUAAAAGAAGAUAUGAUCAAGAGUUAUCACCUAUAGAAGAAAUUAAAAAAGGAGAGCUAGUAUUGAUAUACAAAGCUUCUCAACAGUAUUCAAAAAGCUAUAAGCUUCAUCCAAAGUGA
Dentiscutata erythropus is the source of this 138-nucleotide messenger RNA. The record is from the annotation of a GenBank genome assembly. NCBI's taxonomy places the organism in Eukaryota, Fungi, Glomeromycota, Glomeromycetes, Diversisporales, Gigasporaceae.